AUGCCUCCAAGACAACAGCAAGGUUACGGACGCUCCUCAAACCAAGGCUAUGCAUCCAACAACAACCAGCAGCAAGACAUGGGAUAUGAUGAAGGAGGGCAGUAUGGCGAAGAAGGCAAUGAGCAAGACAUGAACGAAGACGAGCAGUACCAAGAAGGUGGCGAGGAAGGCGAAGAGCAGUACGACGAGAAUGAAGGAGAACAAGAUGAUAUAGAAGUGGGUGACGAUCAAGAAGACCCCGGCGAGAACGAGGAAGAUGGCGAGGAAAAAAAUGAAGGUCACGCCGCAGCUCCAUCAGGAAGGGGCAGCGUGAAGCACAGCAAAUUUUCCCAGGACCCUCAUCAUUCCAAGACGAUGUCGCACUUCCAUGACGUUGCGUAUGAGGCUGCUAAAGCAGCACAUCAGGGAGUGGAGGCAAAGGUGGUGCGUCCAAAAGCAGAUAGAACAGCUUGUAGGGGGACGAACUAG
This is a messenger RNA of Bacidia gigantensis, 468 nucleotides long. RefSeq lists its product as uncharacterized. The transcript has 2 exons. The record is from RefSeq and is a predicted model, not a curated record. Bases 1 to 468 code for a protein of 155 amino acids. Lineage: Eukaryota; Fungi; Ascomycota; Lecanoromycetes; Lecanorales; Ramalinaceae.